Messenger RNA from Pogonomyrmex barbatus (red harvester ant), 1616 nucleotides. RefSeq lists its product as uncharacterized. Lineage: Eukaryota; Metazoa; Arthropoda; Insecta; Hymenoptera; Formicidae. The record is from RefSeq and is a predicted model, not a curated record.
UCGUCGUUCUCAUCGAUAAUACUAGCUGGCAGCGAAGCUAAUUGCGAGUCCGUUGGAAUCACUUAGAGCAAUGUCCGUAUAUAAGGCAAGAAGAAGUACUUUGCGUCAAUCGCUUGGAUACAAAUUAAUACCAAAAAAGCCACUAGUUAGGAUCGAUAGAUUAAAAGGCCGUUAUUUGUUUCGAUCGGCGGUGCGACGUGUUUUGGAAUAUAUGGAAUGGAUAGCGGAAGAACCAGUAAUUGAAGAAAUUAGCGAUGACGUAACGAUUAAUAUCAGAAUGGCUCAACAGAGACACAAAGUAGAAAAAAAGCUACUCACAUUAAAGGACCGAUCGAUGCUAUUAAUAAGACCCUCUGAAAGAUCUUCUGAGGACAAAGCAUACAUAUAUGAUCUUAUGAGAAAGUUCCGCGCAUUCACGAAGCAUACCGAGGAAGUAAAAAAUAUUGCAGCUGUGUGUCUUUAUCAGUAUUUACCGGCUGGCCGGGUGAUUGUUCGUCAGAAUCGUAGAGCGGAAAAUCUUUAUUUUAUUGUAAAUGGCGAGAUUAAUCUGUCAAAGGUAGUGAUUGACGAAUUAACAGGUGACGAAAAAGUUAUAGAUAUAGGGAUCAUGCAACCAAAGGAUAUGUUUGGUGAAGUUGCAUUAUUGCACACGAUACCGAGAACAUCAACGAUAAUUACUAAAACAUCAGUUGAUUUGCUUCUAAUUACUCGAGACGAUUUUGAUAGCAUCUUGCGUGACAGUUUGACAAAACAGUGGGAUGUUCUUCGCGACGCGUUAGUUCAUUUCGAUUAUUUUAAGAUGUGGGACGAAGUGACGAUACGAGAGUGUUGCAUCCUGAGUAAACUGAAAGAUUUUAAGCCUGACGAGGUUUUGUUAGGCGAUGGAACAGGCAUGGUGAAUUAUGUGCAUUUCAUUUUAAGUGGCAAAUGUCGUCUUAUCGAGCAUAUGUUAGUUCGUGAGCGUUCUUCUUAUCACGGAGUACGAUAUGAAUUGUAUGAUUCUGAAACUUUUGGUCCGCAACAACGAACAACAGGAAUAUCGAAAAAGAUGGAAUUUGACGAACCUGAAUUGAAUCAAUUUGACAAAUCCACUUCAAGACCUAUCGAGAUGGACAUCGACGUUGACCAGUCAAGCAUUGUGACUACUACAUUGCUGGAUGUCAUUAAAGGAUGGCAUGAGAUUACCGAAGUUGCGGCAAUAUUAAUGCGAGAGCCAUCCGUUACAUCCCAGUUACAUUAUCCAAGUGACGUUCGUACUAUAUUUAUGCAAAUAUGCAUUUUCUCACGAGGAGCAUGCUUUGGUUUAGGAGAAAAAAUGCUUCAUCGACGAAUCGUAGCGAUUACGCCAGUACGAUGUUUUCUUAUUCCGCGAUAUUGGUUGCUUGAACACAAUCGUGCCAAUAUUUGGGGACGUGUGAAACUGUUUAUGGAUUCAAAAUAUCCAACCAAAAAGCAGCUAUUUAAUGAAUUUCUCUUAAAUCGAAAAUGGAUGACAUGUAAGCACAAUUUAGUUAAAGAUGUUAUUAAACGACGUGGUCAUUUUCGUAGUAAUACAACGAUACAUGAUGUACCAUAUUCCAUCAGAAUUAGUAAUGAAAUAGAUCCAAAAUUAUAAU